AAUAAGUUUGGCGUCAUCACGACGUGGUGAGGGCAACACUGACGCGAGUGAAGCUAGCCGGCGCCAUAUUGACUGCUGGCAGCCGCCCAGCCGCUGCUGAUUCAGCUUUCAAGCUUUGAACAACAGUGAAACGUAACACCGAGAUAUGACUGUGAGAGCACAGUGACCAGUAUUACUGUAGGAUGUUGGCAAGUUCUCGGAUUCUGACUUGGUCUUGCCCCAAAAGAUCAUUACAGCUGUUAAGAGACUCUCAUCUCUGUGGUUUUUCCGAGAUCACAUGUGCUGGAUGGCAGGGAGCAAGUCACGAGAAAGGAAGGAGACACUCAGAAAUAAGUGGAACAGGCACCCACAAGGAUGGACCAUCCACAGAGACUGUUUAUAGUUCAGCACCAGUAUAUUUUUGUAGCUUCAAUUAUAAGCUGAGACAGACACGGUUUGAAAACCCUCUAUUCAAAGCCAUUUUAUUAAACCACCACCAUUCUGCCUCUACAAAAACCAAACAAGUGUGUGAUCCUGUGCGCACUUACUGGAACUGUUUAGUCAAAAUAACCUGCCUUCAGCGCUGGAGAAAACCUUGGGACUUUCACCUGCCUUCUUUUAGCCGCACCAGUAAGAUUCAGUGUAGCCUUCUUCAAAGCCAUUUAACUCAUGGACAGGACUUCGUUAGACCUCUCAGCUUGUCAGCACAUAGUCCCUGGACUUUAGAAAACAAGCACAAUAAACCACAACUCCCUAGCCUCAGUUUCCACAAAACCAUAGCUACUCAUCAGGCUGCCACGUGCAUGUCAGAUACCUGGAGAGAUUGCUUAUCCCCCGGGAAUGAAAACAGAUGUCGACAGCACUUGGGCCCUAACUUGAAGCUCUACGAGUUGCAGAAGGGGAGGAAAGAACGAAAUCAGAGAUGGGCAUCCGUCCUGGUCUCCCUCUGCUCUCUUGAUGGGGAGCCUGCAUUUCUCUUCACCCUGCGGUCCAGCACUCUGAAGGGCAGGCACAAAGGAGAUGUCAGCUUUGCUGGAGGAAAGAGCGAUCCUUCAGACAGCGAUGUGGUGGCCACAGC
Maylandia zebra (zebra mbuna) is the source of this 1057-nucleotide messenger RNA. The record is from RefSeq and is a predicted model, not a curated record. Lineage: Eukaryota; Metazoa; Chordata; Actinopteri; Cichliformes; Cichlidae.